AGGUAUGGCGACGGAUGUUGUGUAUCUUUCUGUGCUGUGUCUUUGUGUCCUAAAAGUUACCUCACAAUCCUGUGGCACAAAGACUGUUGGGAAUGCCUCGCCUGGCAGCUUCCAAGACAACCUGGAUACUGUUGCUACGGGAAUCGGGUAUCUAGCCAGCAACUACGCGUUUGACUGCUGUGGAGUAAUUGACAAAUGGCAAGUUGUCAUCGGUGCUCUUGGCACAAUCAAAUUCCAAAUAUGGCGGCCAAAUGGAGCCAAUUACGACCUUGUAAGCGAGAAUACCUACACUUUUAGCACAGCUGACCAACUGGUGGAGCAGACAUUGAAUGUGGGAGAUGGAUCGAGACUCACUGUAAUACCAAAUGACGUCAUGGGAUGGUACACUGCUGGUAAAGACAUGAUACCUUACAAUUCAGUGUCCGUAACUGGUGCAGUACAGCUUACGAUGACAGCGCCUUCUAUCGGCGCUACUAAGAACUGGGCAGGGGGAACAACUCUCGGUUCCCGAACAUAUGCAAUUAAUGCUCUAACAUCCGGUAAUUCCAGUCCGACGUUUACAAACCUUGACCAGACCCUGACUUACGCAGACACAGACACCCCGCCCACUACACUCCUAACACUGACCUACAACGACGUGGAUCCUCAAGAUACCGUACUCACCGUCGCCAUGACGACAACGUCAAACGAGUUUCAAAUAAAUGCACUAGAUCAAGUGCAGCCCCAGACUGGGCAGUGGACGGUUGGAACGUACCCUUUGACCUUUACUGUAACUGACCAGUGCGGUAAUGUUGUAACCGGAACCCUCACCGUGGAGAUCACCAACACUGCGCCAGAUAUGACAGCAAUGGCUACGUCGGCGAGUGUGAAGGAAGACGUGGUUGUCGAGACGCACUUGACAGACCUGAUUGUGACAGACUUCCAGACGUACACGUGUACCUACACCGGCCCGAAUCCAUUCAAUGUUCAGCCGAAAACAGCAGGGAGUACAAUCUAUGCAUUGUUCCUUAACGGGGAGGCAAACUUAAAAUACAACACUAAGAAUCAAUACACGCUCACCAUCACGUGCACAGAUGACCUUGGUGUGUCCUCCACCAAGGACGUAGUAGUCAGUAUUACAGAAAAUGCACCACCGUCCAUGGAUAAUCUCCCAAAUCCGGUAGACGUGGACACACUGACCACCACGACAGGAACACAGAUAUUCGCAAUCAAUGGAGCGGACACCGAUUCCACAAAUCUAUUUUACAACAUGACGUGUUCUCCUGCCAACUGUCCGUUCCAAGUCCUCAACUCUGGUUCGAUUGUGGCAACAGAGGAUUUGAAUUUGCAUAAGACAGCUGCCUACGACCUUAAUGUGUGGAUAUACGAUAAAUGGUCGCUAGUCGGACCCGAAACUCUGAGCGUCACACUUACAAAUAUCAACGACAUUCCCGAAAUUAAUAAUAUACCGAGUGGAUUGACGGUGUCAGUUCCGGAAAAUAGUGCCAUUUCCAAAUACAUCAUCAACGCUGCCGUCACAGAUGGAAACGCUGCAGACAAGCAUACGUUCUCUGCCGUAUUUUCGCCGGCAGAGGGCUCUAGUUAUUUCCGAUACUAUGCAAAGUAUGGAGUCGUAUUACCAAAGGUAGUCAUUGACUACGAGGAGUUGCUGGCUAAAGGAAUCACAUCAUUUAACGUCGCCAUGACAGCGAACGAUGGACGAGAAGAUUCGCCAACCAAGCACUUCACGAUAGAGGUCACUGACGUCAACGAACAACAGACGGGAUUUUCGCAGGCUACAUAUCAAAUCACAGGAGUAGAGACUACCACCACCUUCGCUGACCUGAGCCCCACGCUUGUUAAUUCCGUGAUAGACCCCGACGACACACGAGAUACACAGACCCUUACCAUGGACUGUGGGGCCAACACAGGGUUGUUCUCCAUGGAUCCAAGCACAGGGCGCGUCACAAAGGCUGCUGAGUACGACCUAGACGCCACACAAAAGACGACAGAAACCGUCGCAUGUGUUGUGACAGCGACUGACGAAGCUGGGCACACUGUAACGGCCGACCUGAACAUUGUCAUCAACGAGGAAAACGAUAACCCACCCGUGCUGAACAAGGACACUUACACUCGCUUCCUGCCUAUUAACACGGGGGCGGGGUCACGGUUCGGUCCGUUCUCUUCCACUGACGCAGAUGUGCUAGACGACCACACUGAUACAACGUACACACUGACCGGGGGGUCGGGGCUGUUUGGCCAUACGGACUGCUGCAGUGUCUACAACAACGUCAACUUUAGCACAACAACAUACCAGGUAGGUGAUUCGUUUCCAAUGACCUUGACCGCCAUCAACAAAAAUGGCCUCAAGGACACGGCCACUUUCAACGUCAUUCUUACCGACCCUGUGACCACUUCCGCUCCUGUUGCGGCUGCCACCACAGCCGCCACAGCGGCAUCUACCUCUUCAUUACAGUUUCCUGAGUUUGGUGGCAUCGGGGGUAUCUCUAACUUCCUGGACGACCCUGAAAAUCUGGCAUGGUUUAUACCUACAAUGAUCCUGCUGGCUAUCAUGACAGCGUUACUUGCAUACAUGCUGUACAGAUGUUUACGGAACCCGGGUGCCUUUUCUAAACUUGGAAAGCUGUGCAAAGGAAGGUCGUUAAGGUGCAAAUGGCGAAGUCGCAGUAAGAGAAUAACGAAGGCUAAGUCUCCAAAGAAGGUCAAGGCCAAAAACAAAAAGGGAAACAAAGUUCGCCAGUUGGAUAGCAACGACGGCAAGUACGAGUGGAACAUCUGGUCCCAUUCUGACUUCGGAAACAAAACUGUCGAGCACAGAUAGAAAAUGAAGAGGAAUUGAUGGGACAGUUGCAGACCAAUUAUCUUAGAGUGGAUAAAAUGUUUGGUCUGUAGACUGAAUUUUAUAUCUAUUGCUCCAUAUAACGUUUGGGGAAUAGAAAACAACCUUCACUCCUACAAGCAUCACUGUAUCGUAGUGUAUUGUAUCAACUCUAUCCUGUGAUUGUUGAAGUAACAUUUUGUAAUUAUGGACAAAAUCGUCAUUUGUGCCGUAUCAAUUUAAUGGUGAAGUGGAACCACACGAUAAGCACUAUUUUAUGAUAAAAUACAGACAAAACAUUGAUGUAAAUACCGGAAAAAGUAGACAAUUAAAACAGUUUCUGUGUUACUAUGCUAGUAAUCUUAAAUAUUCGUUUAUGUUCUUCAAGAAUUUGCACAUAAAACCAUACCAGCGUUUCUUCAGUUAAUUAUUUAUUUCAUUAUUUAUUCAAUGUUGAAGAUGUUGGGAUUUCAAUGCAUGUAAAUAGUGACGAAAAGUUAUUUGCCAUCCAUCAUGAAUACUUAACGCCACAAUCAUAAUUUCAUGAGAAAUAUUUUGUUUAUGCAGUGACAAAGAGAGGGGCAAUGUCUAAAUUUGAUUUUGAUAUUUUUUGACUGUAAGUUAUUUUAUUUUUUUUCAUUGGAUACUAUUUUUUGCUAAAAAAAUUAAUUCGGUAUGCUAUUGCGUGUCUUUAGCAACAAUAUGAUCAAACUUCAAUUUUGCAGUUUAAGUCUUGAAUAAAUGUA
Mizuhopecten yessoensis (Yesso scallop) is the source of this 3564-nucleotide messenger RNA. Its product is annotated as protocadherin Fat 4-like. The transcript has 19 exons. Gene Ontology annotation, biological process: homophilic cell-cell adhesion. Lineage: Eukaryota; Metazoa; Mollusca; Bivalvia; Pectinida; Pectinidae. Gene Ontology annotation, molecular function: calcium ion binding. Gene Ontology annotation, cellular component: membrane. The coding region runs from base 5 to 2821 and encodes 938 amino acids. The record is from RefSeq and is a predicted model, not a curated record.